This is a messenger RNA of Scomber japonicus (chub mackerel), 360 nucleotides long. It is a transcript of the gene batf3, whose product is annotated as basic leucine zipper transcription factor, ATF-like 3. The transcript has 4 exons. Lineage: Eukaryota; Metazoa; Chordata; Actinopteri; Scombriformes; Scombridae. Gene Ontology annotation, cellular component: nucleus. The record is from RefSeq and is a predicted model, not a curated record. Gene Ontology annotation, molecular function: DNA-binding transcription factor activity, RNA polymerase II-specific; RNA polymerase II cis-regulatory region sequence-specific DNA binding. Bases 1 to 360 code for a protein of 119 amino acids. Gene Ontology annotation, biological process: regulation of transcription by RNA polymerase II.
AUGUCAGACUGUGACUCGUCCUGCAGCUCUCAGCAGAACACCAAGAAAGACUUCCUCUGUGAGAGAUGUGAGGGUUCAGAGGAUGAAGGCAGGAAGCUGAAGAGGAGAGAGAAGAACAGAGUCGCAGCCCAGAAGAGCCGAAAGAGACAAACGCAGAGAGCCGACGUGCUGCACGAGGCCUGUGAGCUGCUGGAGCAGAGGAACAGGAAGCUGAAGAGAGAGGUCGACUCUCUCUCCGAGGAGCAGCGUCUCCUCUCCGAAGCCCUCAGAGUCCAUGAGCCUUUCUGUCCCAUCAUGCAUUGCUCCUUCGCCUCCUCCUCCAACCUGCAGUCAGACACCAUGGCAGCUCGCUCUGUCUGA